GUCCUCUCUGAACCAUGGAGGCUCUCCACCAGUCAGACCCCUCUGCAGCAGGUUGAGCUAUUUGAUCUGGUCAGACACCCGGAGUAUGUGUCCUCUGGAGGUGGAUUUGGUCCAGUGGCUGAUGAUGGUUAUGGUGUCUCCUACAUCAUUUUGGGUGAGAACCACAUCAACUUCCACAUCUCCAGCAAACACUCAAGCCCAGAAACCGACUCCCACCGUUUUGGUGCCAACAUCAGACAGGCCAUGCUAGACAUGCGGGAUCUCUUCCAGCUUGACAAGAAAACCAAGUGAUUGUCCUCUCCAUGGGUGGAACAAACAUAAGAAGUUGUUUUUAGCAAAAUAUCGUAUGCUUCCUGAAGCUUGUACAUAAUCAAAUGUUGAGGUUUGGGUUAUUUUUAAAUUAAUUGAUGUUACAGAAAUAAGGGUGAUUUAAAGGUAUUUGGAAACUUAACUGUCAAUAUGUGUGUAAGGUGUUUUAUGUGUACUGUAUGUAUAGGAAAGGUGAGAUUCUGGUGGGAUUGGGUACAGGUCGUGGCACAGAUCAAAGUUUUUAUUCAUAGGACUGUAAGCACCAGUGCCUUAGUGACCCACUAAUGUAAAAAGGGCAGAAAGGGAGGAGGGAAGUAGAGCAGCUUUAGCCUGAGAUCAAGUCUUUAUUACCACAGUUUGACAUUUCACUUGAAGGAUUGUUCAGUAGCAUCAUCUAAUAUUUGAAUUAUGUUUUAGGUUGAGAGGUGGUGCAAUAUUUUUAAUUUUGAAAAUCCUAUGAAUUCUUUGUGGUUUUUAGGUUUCUUCUGGUCUCCUCAUUUGCAGCACCUGAGUCAUGUAUAACUGGCCAAAGCAGCAAACUUGAUGUUAAAUAUAAUCAUAUAAUCAUCCAGCAAACUGCAUGUUGCAUGGUGUCCAGGUUCACAUGGUUCAGUUUAAAUACCGAGUCUGAUUCACUAGGCUUGAACAGUUGUACCCGUAACCUUAUACCUACAAGAAUUAUAAAUAUUCAGCUCUGAUCUGGAAGGUGGCCCUGUAUCAGUGUGAUGCUGGAUACUAACACAGGAGACAGGGAACUGAUGACACUGUACAAUCAAUGGAUCUCCAUUGCCUUUCUGACUCAAGUGCACAGCCAGUGUGUUUUUAGCUGCCAUGAUUUAGUGAUGAAGGCAGAUCAUGUUGGUGUGUGCGCUUGUUGUUUUCACACUCAGGUUUUACUAACUUGGCGUAGUAUUGUAGGGUGCUGGGUGCAGCAUUGCAAGAUUAGUGCUUAUGUUGGCAUGUACAUGUGCAACAGUAGAAGAAAUUGAGAUGCAGUAAGUGAGGGAUUGACAGGACAGGGUGUGUGUCUGGGGUGAAUCUCACUUGCACAAUGUGUUGAACUGACAGUGUGUAGCCAACAGUGACGUUUUUCUGUUUCUUGUGUUUAAAAAGUGUAUUCAGUGUACUUCACACUCAUGUGCACUCUAUGACCGGCCCUAGUUCAAACUAACCGAUUCCUAACUACCAUGGUAGCCUUUUUUCAGAUCAAACUGAAUUGUGUACUGUCACUUUGUCAGUUAAAGCAUAGUGGUGUUGUAGCUUAGGAUAAAGAGGGGCUGUCAUGUAGGAGUGCAUUUCAUUUCUGUAUAUGUUGUUGGUUCAUCAUAUUUAUUUUUUUCCCAUGUUCUAACCUCUUCAUUCACAAAACAAACAUGCAUAUUUACCAGCUGAAUGCGGCAAAUCAUUAGCACUAAGUUAAGGCUUUGCUUAUUUAAGAAGUGACAAAAUGCUUCCUAUAUAUAUAUAUUUUUUUUGACAGUUUUCUUAUCAAAACUGUCAAAAAAACUUUGCCAGUAUGUUGUAGUUGUAUGACUUUUUCAGUAGACCUCAUGUUUACACUGCUGCAUGUUUUUGAAUUUGAAGCAGUAUAUGUUUUCAUUUAAGACUUGGAAGACAAGCAGCUGAUAUACCAAAAUGAGUUUUAACAAUAAAGUGAAUGUCAGACAGCUGUA
Micropterus dolomieu (smallmouth bass) is the source of this 1982-nucleotide messenger RNA. RefSeq names its product carnitine O-palmitoyltransferase 1, liver isoform-like. Gene Ontology annotation, cellular component: mitochondrion. Gene Ontology annotation, biological process: fatty acid metabolic process; carnitine metabolic process. Gene Ontology annotation, molecular function: carnitine O-palmitoyltransferase activity. The record is from RefSeq and is a predicted model, not a curated record. Lineage: Eukaryota; Metazoa; Chordata; Actinopteri; Centrarchiformes; Centrarchidae.